Messenger RNA from Caretta caretta (loggerhead turtle), 596 nucleotides. Its product is annotated as EKC/KEOPS complex subunit LAGE3. Gene Ontology annotation, cellular component: EKC/KEOPS complex. NCBI's taxonomy places the organism in Eukaryota, Metazoa, Chordata, Testudines, Cheloniidae. The record is from RefSeq and is a predicted model, not a curated record.
GGGCCUGGCCGCAAACUCCGCCCCCUCGCGGUACGUGGGGCGGAGCCGUGGCCGGGAUGGAAGAAGCUGGAGCAGAUCGGGCUAGGCUGGGCUGCCUGGGCUUCACCUUGAGUGUCCCAUUUCCAUCCCCCUUGGAGGCCCAAAUUGCUCAUGGCUCCCUGGCCCCUGACCCUGAGCCCCGCAAGGGGGGGAUCAGCAAAGAACUGACGGUGACCGAGAACUUCCUGCACGUGUGCUGGAAAGCAGAUGAGGCCCGGGUCCUGCGUGUUUCCAUCAGCUCCUUCCUGGACCAUCUCUCCCUGGUGAUACAGACCAUGGAGAUGUUUGGGCCCCCGGUACCCCGAUAGCACCUGCCUUCUGGCACUCUGGGGAGCCAGGGGAGGGGCAAGAGUCUGGGAAGAUGUCCUCUCAGCCCCCACUGCCUUGAAGAUGCUGGAGCUGGUGCUGCUGGGGGUGCAGGCCAGGCAUCAGCUGGACUGUCCUGGUUGGGGGGGAGCAGAGUUGGGGGGUGACAGAGACAGUCCCUGCAUUUGGCCAGCACCUUGGACUGGUUUCAGCUCUGAGGCUAGAAGAUCCUGUGGGGAGGGGGAUUUGGG